Messenger RNA from Venturia canescens, 1614 nucleotides. RefSeq names its product kin17 DNA and RNA binding protein (gene kin17). The transcript is spliced from 2 exons. NCBI's taxonomy places the organism in Eukaryota, Metazoa, Arthropoda, Insecta, Hymenoptera, Ichneumonidae. The record is from RefSeq and is a predicted model, not a curated record. Gene Ontology annotation, biological process: DNA replication; DNA damage response. Gene Ontology annotation, cellular component: nucleus. The coding region runs from base 251 to 1519 and encodes 422 amino acids. Gene Ontology annotation, molecular function: double-stranded DNA binding.
UGGGAAUAAAACGAAAAAAUAACAAUUUUUCGUGUACUCCAAAACGUUUUUUAUUCAAAAAUUUAAGUCUAAACUAAUCCUCAGACUGUCAAGCUGUACGUUUGUAUAAAACUGAGUAUGAACCGAAUAACCAAUAAAGAUUGUGCGCUGCAUCAGUAGUACGAAAAAGUCAAUGUUUACACGAACGUAACCUAUAAAUUCGAAUGUCAAAGACAAUACUGAAAACUGCGUCUAAAUUUAUUUAUAAAAAAUGGGCAAACACGAAGUGGGUACUCCAAAAUAUAUCGCGAACAAGAUAAAAGCUAAAGGAUUGCAAAAAUUACGAUGGUUUUGUCAAAUGUGUGAAAAACAGUGUCGAGACGAAAAUGGGUUUAAGUGUCACACAAUGUCCGAAUCACAUCAUCGACAGUUGCUACUCUUUGCUGACAACCAACACAAAUAUAUGGACGAAUUUUCUCGAGAGUUUUCUCAAGGCUAUAUAAAUUUACUUAAAAGACAAUUUGGCACGAGACGCACACCAGCCAAUAGAGUUUAUCAGGAAUAUAUUGCGGAUCGUGGUCAUGUUCAUAUGAAUGCUACCAUUUGGCUCAGUUUGACAGCAUUUGUUAAAUGGCUCGGUCGUUCCGGAAAAUGUGUCGUCGACGAGACAGAAAAAGGCUGGUUUGUCACUUACAUCGACCGUGACCCAGAGACACUGGCGUUGCAGGAAAAGAAAGCGAAGAAACAAAAAAUGGACAAAGACGAUCAAGAACGAAUGAUGGAUUUUAUUGAGAAACAAGUAGAAAAAGGGCGUCAGGAAAUUUAUGAUCCCUCCGGAGAAUUCAAAGUACCUUUGUCAAGAACAGAAGACGACGCUCCAGUCGUUUUCGAAUUGAAAUUGAAACCGAAGCCGCUUCCAGUUCUUUCCAACAGUUUAUCACAGAAAUCAAGUUCCUUAACAAAGAAAAUAAAGACUGAGCCGCUUUCGAGUCCAGAAAGCGAUGAGGAGGACUCUCCAAACGCAUCAAGAUCCAAAUCAGACGAAUCAACAUCAAGAUCAAAAAGAGAAAGUUCACAAAAACGUAAUUACGAUGAAGACGAGUCUUCGUCUUCCGGAAAAAGAAAAAAGAAAUACAAAGCAGAAUCUGACGACGAAAAUGAGCGUGGAAAGGAAAAAGGCUGGCUUCACGAGGGUCUUACUGUCAAAAUCAUCACAAAAAGUUUGGGAGACAAAUAUUACAAGGCAAAGGGCCAAAUUCAGCAAGUUUUCGACAAUGCCUUUGUUGCUAAACUGAAAAUCAAAAGUCCCGAAAAUGUCGAAGGACAUUGCCUCAAAUUGGAUCAAGCACAUUUAGAAACAGUUUUACCAGCAAUCGGCAAGGAAAUUCUUAUUGUCCAGGGAAGAUACACGGGCUUAAGGGCUUUUCUGCAAAAGGUCAGAAUUGAUGAAUUUGCUGUCGAUGUCGAACUUUGCGAUGAUGAAAAAGUCGUUAAAAGAUUGCCCUACGAAGCUGUUUGCAAGUACGAACGAAAACAUUGAUUACUCAAUUGUGUUCGAUCGUAAAAUUAUUUUUUAUCAUUAUAUUUUCCGAUGUAUAAUAAUUGUACAGUUGAAUAUACCAAAUUUAUUUCGGA